Messenger RNA from Monopterus albus (swamp eel), 1245 nucleotides. RefSeq names its product cathepsin S-like. The transcript is spliced from 7 exons. Gene Ontology annotation, molecular function: cysteine-type peptidase activity. The record is from RefSeq and is a predicted model, not a curated record. Gene Ontology annotation, biological process: proteolysis. NCBI's taxonomy places the organism in Eukaryota, Metazoa, Chordata, Actinopteri, Synbranchiformes, Synbranchidae. Bases 78 to 938 code for a protein of 286 amino acids.
AUCAUGUGACACUUCCUUCUUAAAUAUGAACCAGGAAAACGCAGUGCAGUGAAAGCGCGUCCAACAGAGAAGAAGCGAUGAGUCCGACUGUGCAAGGCGUGAUGCUGGUGAACCUGCUGCUCGUCCUCCUGUGUGCCGGGGCAGCAGCCAUGUUUGACAGCAGACUGGAUGUACAUUGGGAGCUGUGGAAGAAGACACACGAGAAGAAGUACCACAAUGAGGCGGAGAAUGUGCGCCGCAGAGAAUUGUGGGAGAAGAACCUGAUGCUCAUCACCUUGCACAAUCUAGAGGCCACCAUGGGCUUUCACAGUUAUGAACUGAGCAUGAACCACAUGGGAGACCUGGGUGCUUGCGGUUCCUGUUGGGCCUUCAGUGCAGCAGGUGCCCUGGAGGGCCAAUUAGCCAAGAAAACUGGGAAUCUGGUGGACCUCAGCCCCCAAAACCUGGUGGACUGUUCAAAUAAAUAUGGCAACAUGGGCUGCAACGGAGGCUACAUGCACAAAUCCUUCCAGUAUGUCAUUGACAACCAAGGCAUCGACUCUGAUGCGUCAUACCCGUACAUAGCACAAGAGCAACAGUGCAAAUACAACCCCACGUACCGUGCUGCCAAUUGCUCCAGUUACAGCUUUCUCCCUGCCGGAGAUGAGGGGGCUCUGAAGGAGGCGAUCGCCACCAUAGGACCUAUUUCAGUGGCGAUUGAUGCCACACGGCCAACAUUCUCUUUCUAUAGAAGCGGAGUGUAUGAUGACUCGAGCUGCAGCCAGAUGGUAAACCACGGCGUGCUGGCUGUGGGCUACGGCACCCUCGAUGGUCAGGACUACUGGCUGGUGAAGAACAGCUGGGGAACAUCUUUCGGAGACCAGGGUUACAUUCGGAUGGCACGCAACAAGAAGGACCAGUGUGGCAUCGCUCUGUGGCCUUGCUAUCCCAUAAUGUAGCUGCAGAUGGAACUGAACUGAAUCUGUAAAAAAAAAAAAAACUGUCUUUUUCUUAAUGUGUAUUUUUACAGUUUUUAUAUUAAUUUUAACUUCUUACUACACAAGUCACAAAUUCCAAGUCUUUAAAUACUAAGGUUUUACAACAGCAUUUUGGGGGAGUAUUUUUGUAAACAUAUCUUGAAUGAAUCGGUUUAUUGUCGGCGCGUGGUCACUGAACUUUUUGUUUUAUCAAAGUGUGUGCAUUUGUCUGACUGUACGUGUGUGUUUUUUGAAUUUGUAAUAAAGAGACAGCUGUGUUCCUCUCUGA